Messenger RNA from Dictyostelium purpureum, 1734 nucleotides. RefSeq lists its product as uncharacterized. Lineage: Eukaryota; Evosea; Eumycetozoa; Dictyosteliales; Dictyosteliaceae. Gene Ontology annotation, cellular component: nucleus. Gene Ontology annotation, biological process: negative regulation of apoptotic process. The transcript has 4 exons. The record is from RefSeq and is a predicted model, not a curated record. The coding region runs from base 1 to 1734 and encodes 577 amino acids. Gene Ontology annotation, molecular function: RNA binding.
AUGUCAGAGUCUAUGGACACUUCUAAUACAUCAGCUAGAAAUGAUCAAUAUAUCAAUACAUAUUAUGAUUAUGCAAAUAAGUUAGAUUCAAAUCCAUCAUUCCCAGAUGACGAUAAAUUAUAUUCAGAAAUUAUCGAUUUGUCAAAUAAAACCAAACAAACAAAAAGAGUAGCACCACAAUUUAUUUCAAAAUAUUUCAAAAGAUUCCCAACCUAUCAAGAAAAAGCUAUUGAUUGUUUAAUUGAUUUAUUCGAAUCAUCAGACGAAGAUGUAGUUAGAAUUAAUGCAUUAAAAGUUAUUCCAACAAUUUGUAGAGAUAAUAAUGAUCAUAUUGGAAGAUUAGUCGAUAUUUUAUGUCAAAUUUUAAGUCAAGUUCUUAGUACAGAUUCAAAAAUCGAAACAGAACACACUAAAAAUUCAGUUGUUGAACUUUAUAAAUUAAACUCAUUAACUACAGUAAAUUCAUUUUUAUCAUUUUUAGAAGCUAAAGAAAAUGGUGAUGAUCAAGAGUUACAAACUUUUACAGUAUUUUUAAAUUUUAUUAAAGAAAAUCUCAUUCCAUUAAUCAAAGCCGAAUAUAGUAAAAGUUCACAAGAAACCCAAACUUUCUUCAGAGGUCGUAUUAUAAAUCUCAUUGCCAAAAGUGUCACUGCCAUAGAAACCGAUAUCUUCUUUGAUCUUUUAGACUGCUUCCCACAAUAUAAACUUGAAGACGCUAUUGCCUCUAUUGAUCAAGUUGUGCCAACUUUAGAGUCCCAAUCAUUAGAAAUUUCAAAAAAGAAAAUUAUUAAUUUUACCAAAUCACUUAUUUAUAAAUCAAAGAAACCACAUUCAGAAAUUAAUUGUAAAAUAUUUGAACUAUACUCAAAAAAAGUAUUUUCUGUCAUUGGUGAUUUAGAUGAGACCAGUAAAACCGAAUUACUUUCAGUAUUUGCACAAGCAUGCCCACAUUUACCACACGAUAUUGGAUUACAAUUUUUAGAACCAAUUUUCAUUCUUUUCAAAUCUACUGUGCCAUCAAAAACCACCACUCCAGUCGGUGAUGUUGAUUUACCACUCACCAUUAUUGAAGCUUUAUUAUUCUCACUCUCAUAUCUUGGAUCAUUAUCAAUUUCUUCACUCGCUAAACUUUGUGGCUAUAGAGUCAUUACUGGUCAACCAAGUGAUAUGAAUACAGAUCCAGCUAAAUUCGAAGAGCUUCUAAGUAGAUUUAGAUUUUUAGACGAAAAAUGCAGAGAAACUUCAAAUAAAGCCAAAAAAGCAAUGCCAAGUCUCAAUCAACUAAAAGAUAAAACACAACUUAAAUUUGUAAAGAAAACUCAAGUUGCUACAGAUAACAUUCUUGCUAUCAUUCAAAACCUAUCAAAGAAUCCACCAACAAACCUUAAAAUUGAACAGCUUACAAUUUCCUCAACCAUUUUUAAAAAAAAACAAUUCCAACAACAAUUAUAUAACAAUAACCAACAAAACCAACAAUUUAAAUUUAAUCCAAAUCAACAAAAGAAUUUCCAAAUUAAGCAUCAUCAGCAACAACAACAACAGCAACAACAACAAAAUCAACAAAAACCAAAAUCAACUCGUUACUCCCCAUAUGUCACACCUGGCAGAAGAGGUCACGAUCAAAAAUCAAAAGAAAAACAAGAACAAAGCGGUGGUCUUGAAGUACAUUAUACAUCUGAACAUAGAACUGGUAAACCUUCUUCAUUUAGAGGCAGAGGUUCAAAAAAUUAUUAA